Molecule: messenger RNA, 267 nt
Organism: Amorphotheca resinae ATCC 22711
Lineage: Eukaryota; Fungi; Ascomycota; Leotiomycetes; Helotiales; Amorphothecaceae
Exons: 2
Coding region: 1-267 (88 amino acids)
Source: RefSeq, a predicted model, not a curated record
AUGGCCUCUAAAGAUGCAGCUAUAUUUCCCGAUCGCAGCCCGAAAAGAGUAGUCUUGAGACUCAAAGUAAGUGAGCUUGAACGCCGCAGCUCUUCUGAAUAUGACGACGCAAUCAAAGCAUACCUUUUACUUGCAGGACGACCAGCAAAUGAAGACGAAUCCUCCUUCUACAUCAUCAUAGACCUCGAGAAGUAUUCACUUGUCGAUGGCGAGUUUUGGAAUUUACCACACGAGAUCUACCACGUUCGCCGCUUCCAAGACUCCUGA